AUGGAAAUGACAACGUUGCAUUUCAACACGUGUGUUUCUUAUCCAACUGUGCGUGUUUCUUAUCUCAGUUCACAAAUGUAGUUCUGUUCUGUUCUGUUCAACUACGUCUUGUUCCUUUCUCACCAAAAUGGCAACUUCAAUCUCACCAUGGUUCUCUCCCAUUUCUAUAUCUUGUUCCAACACACGCAACCGUCGUUAUCGUGUACCCGCCCGCACCAAAUCUAAAUCUCCUCCCAACCCUAAACUUAACUACAGCCACAACUCCCCGCCGCAACCUCCACUCCUCUCCGCCGGCGACGCCAUUACUUACACCCGUCUCCCUCUCAAGGAAGAUUACUCAUCACCCUCAUCUCCUUCUUCAUCAGAAAUCAAACUCUCUGAUUCAACACCAAUUCAUCAAUUUCUCUACAAACUCAAACAUGAUAAUGAUAAAGAAGAAGAAGAAGAAAUUAAUGCUAGUUUUGAAAUUAUUGUCGAUUCUGAUUCUGAAGACGAUGAAGAAUUAGGAUUUACGGAUGAAGAUGACGACGACGAGGAAAUUGACAAUGAGGAUGAGGAGAUUGAUGAAGGUGAAGAAAUUUGGAGCGAGGAAACAGAGGGUGAGGUGAAGGAGAAAGGAUUACCGGCGGUAAUGCGAUGUUUUGAUCGGGCGAAGAUUUACGCGAAAGCUGGAGAUGGUGGCAAUGGAUCAAUGGCAUUUAGGCGGGAAAAAUAUGUUCCAUUUGGAGGGCCGUCUGGAGGUGAUGGAGGGAGAGGUGGUAAUGUGUAUGUGGAAGUUGAUAGAGGUAUGAAUUCAUUGUUACCGUUUCGAAAUGGGAUUCAUUUUCGGGCGGGGAGAGGGUCACAUGGUGCAGGUAGAUUGAAGAUUGGUGCUAAGGGUGAAGAUGUGGUGGUGAAGGUGCCACCUGGGACUGUGGUUAGAGAGGCUGAUAAGGAUGAGGUUUUGUUGGAAAUGGUGUAUCAUGGACAGAAGGCUUUGUUGUUGCCUGGUGGUAGAGGUGGUAGAGGGAAUGCUGCUUUUAAGUCUGGGACUAAUAAAGCUCCUAAGAUUGCUGAGAAUGGUGAAGAAGGUCCUGAAAUGUGGUUGGAGUUAGAACUUAAGCUUGUUGCAGAUGUUGGUAUAGUUGGUGCUCCAAAUGCAGGGAAAAGUACACUUUUGAGUGUUGUUAGCGCUGCUAAGCCAGAAGUGGCAAAUUAUCCCUUUACAACACUGCUUCCCAAUCUUGGUGUUGUUUCAUUUGACUAUGAUUCAACUAUGGUAGUGGCAGACCUUCCGGGUCUUCUUGAAGGAGCACACCGAGGUUUUGGUUUAGGUCACGGAUUUCUGCGACACACUGAAAGGUGUUCUGCACUGGUACAUGUUGUUGAUGGUUCAUCACCACAGCCAGAUCUUGAGUUUGAUGCAGUUCGUCUAGAGCUGAAGCUAUUUAAUCCUGAACUAGCUGAGAAGCCUUUUAUAGUUGCUUAUAAUAAAAUGGAUCUUCCAGAAGCAUAUGAAAACUGGGAAUUUUUCAAGGAGAAGUUACAAUCUCGUGGGAUCACACCUUUUUGUAUGAGUGCUGCCAAAAGGGAAGGUACUCAUGAAGUUAUUUGUGCCGCUUAUGAGCUUUGGCGUAAAAAUAAAGAAGCCAAGGAGGAAUAUGAAGAUGGACAAGAUAUGGUAAACAUCAGUCAUGUGGCUCGUACAUUACAGAAGCAACGAAAUGCUUCCAUUGGUGAUUUUGAGAUUUUUCAUGACAGCGAUUCAAAUGCUUGGAACGUAGUUGGAUCUGGACUGCAACGUUUUGUCCAGAUGACAAAUUGGCGGUAUGUUGAUUCAGAGAAAAGGUUCCAAAAUGUCCUUGAGGCUUGUGGUGUGUUUAAGUCUCUUGUGAAACUUGGGGUAAAGGAAGGUGACAAAGUCAUUGUUGGAGAGAUGGAGAUGAUAUGGCAUGAUUCCUCAGACAAACUUGGUGCAUCAAAGAUGAAGAAGUUGUCCUCAGAUUCAGUUAAAUGGCCUGAAUGGAAGUAAUGCCAUUCUAUUUUGGCGCUUCUAGCUCCAUAUGUACUGCUACUACAAAAUAGUUAAUGCAGGAAGCAAGUUCGGUCAAAAUGAGAUGACAUAGCUAAGGACAAAAAUUAUGAAAAGCUGCCUCGAGAAGCAUAACGGUAAAGCAUACAAAUUGCGCGCUUGUUCGGGAUGGCAUGAUGUUCGAUGCAUUCACAAUUUCAAAUUCGUUAUUUAACCAGAAGAUGAAGUCUUCAGUUGCUGCUCAUAAGUGAGCUAGGCAAGAUACAGUCGUAAGGGCGCACAUCUUACAUUAUUUUUAGAAUAAAUAUGUAAUCAACAGAAUAGAAUAAAAUUGUUUGUGUAAUUUUAUGAUGAAUUGUUGUAAGCUGUAACAUUUUUGUAAUAGAAUGUAAGUUGCAUAAUUUGUUGAAAUUAGGGUAAAAAUCAAAUUUGAGUUUCA
Molecule: messenger RNA, 2450 nt
Organism: Trifolium pratense (red clover)
Lineage: Eukaryota; Viridiplantae; Streptophyta; Magnoliopsida; Fabales; Fabaceae
Product: GTP-binding protein OBGC, chloroplastic
Exons: 7
Coding region: 128-2011 (627 amino acids)
Cellular component (GO): mitochondrion
Molecular function (GO): magnesium ion binding; GTPase activity; GTP binding
Source: RefSeq, a predicted model, not a curated record